Molecule: messenger RNA, 2889 nt
Organism: Hydra vulgaris (swiftwater hydra)
Lineage: Eukaryota; Metazoa; Cnidaria; Hydrozoa; Anthoathecata; Hydridae
Product: major vault protein
Cellular component (GO): cytoplasm; nucleus
Molecular function (GO): protein binding
Source: RefSeq, a predicted model, not a curated record
CAUAAUGUUUACGUCAUCAGUGUGUAUAUAGUUGUAUUUUUUUAUUUGUGAUACACGACUCGCAAGGGGAGUGGAAGGCGUUAACGUUUUGGUAAAAGAUAACCUUUAAAAGAGAAUGGCUGAUAAGAGACCAGUUCGCCCUUCUGGCGAUGACAGCUUAAGCAUUUAUCGAAUUCCACCUUAUUAUUAUGUCCACAUCUUAGACCAAAAUACAAAUGUUACACGUGUUGAAGUAGGACCAAGGACUUAUAUCCGACAGGAUAAUGAAAAGGUUGUGUUUGGUCCUCAACAAAUGGUGACUAUUCCUCCACGUCAUUACUGUGUUAUUGAGAAUCCAGUUCUUACUGAUGAUAAAAACGUUGUAGUUUUUGAUCAGAAUGGUCAAGCUAAGCUUAAACAUGCUGAUCUUGAAAUACGUCUUGCACAAGAUCCAUUUCCACUUUACCCUGGAGAAGUUCUUAAGCAGCCUCGAACUCCAUUGACAGUUGUUGAAGCAAACUCAGCAUUACAUUUAAGAGCAAUAUUGGACUUCUCUGAUGCUAUUGACAAAAAUUAUGUUGCAGGUGAUGAGUGGCUAUUUGAAGGUCCUGGUACAUAUAUACCUCGUAAAGAAGUUGAAGUGAUUGAAACAAUUCGAGCAGCAAUUAUUAAACCAAAUCAGGCAAUUAAAUUGCGAGCUCGUAAAGAAACCAAGGAUAGAGAAGGAAUAGAGCGUGUAACAGGAGAAGAAUGGAUAGUCAAGAAAACAGGUGCUUACUUGCCUGGCUCGUAUGAAGAAGUGGUUGAAAUUGUAGAUGCUUAUGUGUUAACUGAAAAAAAUGCAUUGCAUAUGAGAGCUACACGAACAUUCACAGAUGAAAAGAAAAAAUUAAGAAAAAAUGGUGAAGAAUGGCUGAUUACUUUUAAGGACACAGAAAGCCAUAUUCCGAAUGUUUAUGAACAAGUUGUCAACAUAGUUAAUAUUACCACAUUAAAUAACAGACAGUAUUGUGUGAUAUGUGAUCCAGUUGAUGCUGAUGGUAAACCACAGCUUGGUCAAAAGAAACUUGUUAAGGGAGAAAAAUCAUUUUUCCUUCAACCAGGAGAAAGUCUUGAAAAGGGUAUACAAAAUGUCUUUGUUCUUGGUGAAGAUGAAGGUUUAAUCUUGAAAGCUACAGAACAAUUUGUUGAUGAUGGAAAUAAACGAGCCCCUGGUGAUAGAUGGAUGAUACGAGGGCCACGUGAAUAUGUUCCUCCAGUUGAGGUUGAAGUUUGUAAUUUUCGCAAAGCCAUUCCCCUUGAUGCUAAUGAAGGAGUGUAUGUUAGAGAUAUAAAGACAGGUAAGGUGCGUGCUGUUAUUGGUUGUACAUAUAUGCUUAACCAAGAUGAAGAACUAUGGCAAAAAGAGCUUCCACCUGUAGUUGAGGAUUUGCUUAGUUCUGGAAAGGAUCCAUUAGCAGAUAGAAGUGACCGAAAAGCAACAACUGAAAAACCAAAAGCUCGAGAUAAAACUAAAGUUGUAGUUUACAGAGUUCCACACAAUGCUGCUGUUCAAAUCUAUGACUAUAAGGAAAAAAAAGCAAGAGUCAUAUUUGGUCCAGAUCUUGUUAUGCUUGGGCCUGAUGAACAGUUUACAGUACUAAGUAUAUCUGGUGGUAAACCGAAGCGACCCAAUGUUAUUAAAGCACUUUGCCUGCUGUUGGGACCUGAUUUCACAACAGACAUUGUGGUUGUUGAAACUGCUGACCAUGCUCGACUUUCACUACAACUAUCUUAUAACUGGAAUUUUGUUGUUGAUAAGUCUGGUGGCGAAUUACUUUUUUCAGUUCCUGAUUUUAUUGGUGAUGCUUGCAAAGCAAUUGCUUCUCGUAUACGUGGUGCUGUUGCAAGUGUAAAGUUUGAUGAUUUUCACAAAAAUUCUGCAAAAAUUAUUCGUUCUUCUGUAUUUGGUCUUGAUGAGAAAAACAAAGUCCGUGACCGGUUCACUUUCCCAUCAAAUAACUUAAACAUUACAAGUGUUGAUAUUCAAUCUGUUGAGCCUGUCGAUCAGCGAACAAGGGAUGCUCUUCAAAAAUCAGUUCAAUUAGCUAUUGAAAUAACAACAGCAUCACAAGAAGCAUCUGCUAAACAUGAAGCAGAUCGCUUGGAACAAGAAGCCAGAGGCAGACUAGAACGACAAAAGAUACAAGAUGAAGCAGAAUCAGAAAAGGCCCGUUGUGAGUUACUCGAAUUACAAGCACAAAGCGCUGCAGUCGAAUCAACUGGUCAAGCUAAGGCUGAAGCUCAAUCUCGUGCUGAGUCUGCGCGAAUUGAAGGAGAAACUUCAGUAGAGCAAGCGAAGUUGAAAUCUGAAGCCAACCUUAUUGAAGCGGAAUCAGAAUUGAGGCGUCUAACUGCUGCUCGCGAAGCUGAAACGAAGUAUAUAUCAAUGCAAAAUGAAUUGGAGAUUUCUAAAACACGCGAAUUGGCUACUAUAGAGGCAGGUAAGUUCAAGCAGAUGGUUGAUGCAAUAGGAGCAGAAACUAUUCGUUCAAUCGCCACGGCUGGACCUGAAAUGCAAGUUAAACUGCUUAAAUCUCUCGGCCUUCAAUCUACACUUAUUACUGAUGGCUCUUCGCCCAUAAAUUUGUUUAAUACCGCGCAUGGUUUGGUUGGUGGUGCAAUUGAAGCUCCUAAAAAACCUCGCUCCACUAGUAUUGAUUCAGAUGAAUAAUUUGUCCUAAUAGCCUUUGACUUAGAAAAAUGGUCGAAGAAGCAGCAAGCAACUUAAAAAUCGUUUAGCUUUAGUAAUAAUAUUUUUGUACAGGACACCCGGUGUUUAUAUUUGUAUUAAGAUGUCACAAUUUGUUCACGUAAAAUAGGUAAUUUGUAUUGUAUUAGAUAAUAGAUAAUUUGCGGUUGAAUUGUUUA